AUGGUGAAGGUCGGAGUGAAUGGAUUUGGCCACAUCAGGCGCCUGGUCAACAGGGCUGCUUUUGAUUCUGGCAAAGUGGACAUCAUCGCCAUCAAUGACCCCUUUGUUGACCUUCACUACAUGGUCUACAUGUUCCAGUAUGAGUCCACCCACGGCAAUUUCCACGGCACAGUCAAGGCGGAGAAUGGGAAGCUCGUCAUCAAUGGAAAGGCCAUCACCAUCUUCCAGGAGCGAGAUCCCACCAACAUCAAGUGGGAUGAUGCUGGUACUGAGUACAUGGUGGGGUCUACUGGGGUCUUCACUACCAUGGAGAAGGCUGGGGCUCACUUGAAGGGUGCCACCAAGAGGGUCAUCAUCUCUGCACCUUCUGCUGAUACCCCCAUGUUUGUGAUGGGCGUGAACCAUGAGAAGUAUAACAACACCCUCAAGACUGUCAGCAAUGCCUCCUGCACCACCAACUGCUUGGCCCCCCUGGCCAAGGUCACUCAUGACCACUUUGGCAUCGUGGAGGGACUCAUGACCACCAUCCACACCAUCACUGCCACCCAGAAGACCGUGGAUAGCCUUUCUGGGAAGCUGUGGCGUGAUGGCUGA
This is a messenger RNA of Rangifer tarandus platyrhynchus (Svalbard reindeer), 594 nucleotides long. NCBI's taxonomy places the organism in Eukaryota, Metazoa, Chordata, Mammalia, Artiodactyla, Cervidae. The record is from the annotation of a GenBank genome assembly.